Perca fluviatilis (European perch) is the source of this 3995-nucleotide messenger RNA. RefSeq names its product reticulon 2b (gene rtn2b). Bases 68 to 715 code for a protein of 215 amino acids. The record is from RefSeq and is a predicted model, not a curated record. The transcript is spliced from 7 exons. Lineage: Eukaryota; Metazoa; Chordata; Actinopteri; Perciformes; Percidae.
AGCCUGGAGUGCGAGCCAACAGUGGAAGCACAAGGAAGAGAGGAAAGCAAGCAGGAUCAUCGCUGAAAUGGCCACCAAACUUGUGGAUCUGGUGUAUUGGCGGAAAAUGAGGAGGACCGGUGUGGUGUUCACGGGGCUGGUGAUCAGUCUGGCCAGUCUGUUCCAGCUCAGUGCCAUCACUGUGCUGUCCCACAUCUGUCUGGGUGUCAUGAGUGUCACCUUCACCCUCCGUCUUUACUAUAAACUGCUGGAGCUGCUGCGCUGGAACCCCGGGGUCCAUCCCUUUCAGUCGUAUCUGGCUAACGACAGCUCAUUGACAGAUAAGGAGACGGUGAUGCUGGUAGAGGAGGUGGUGCUGUUGAUCGCUUUUGCCUUCACAGAGAUCAAACGCCUGCUUUUCAUCGAGAGCAUGAUUGACUCUCUUAAGUUUGUUGUGCUCCUGUAUCUGCUGACCUAUGUCGGUGUUGUAACCAGCGGACUGACUCUGGUGAUAACUGCUGUGAUCGUUGUUUUCUCCCUUCCUCUGUUGUACAAAAAGCAGCAGAUGCGGAUAAGGAGGAUGGUUAGAGCGGUCAAAGCUUUUGUAAAGAGAAUCAAAAACCUGUGCCUCAGUCUGUAUGAUUCAGUGAGACCCUCUCCUGCUCCUGCACCCGGCCCAAAACCUGCACCCACAGCUGCACCUGCCGCCCCCAAACAGAAAGCCAAAUCAAAGUAACUUGUUGGUUGCGUGUUGGAAGCACCCAGGAUUAGGAAUUUGGAAAAUGUUGGAAUGGUACAUCCUCUGUGGGGCUGCUUUGAGGGGCAGUUAAUUUCCAUUUCUCCACAAUAAUGCUUGUUUAUGGGAGAUUUUAUUGAUCCUGACAGCUAAAACAAAGCUGCCAUUCAUGCACCGAGAAAGAGUGGAAGUGUAUGAGGAGAGAAUUUUAUUGUUGCUUUUUGUGGGCAGCGUUUAAUAUAACCAGUUCACACAGUCAUCUUCUCCAAGCAGGGACAGAAUACCACUGUUUUUUUCCUUUGAUAACAAGUCUAUUUUUAGCUCACAACCCAGUGAACACCAUGUUCCUGUUGAGCUGCAGAAUUAUUCAUAGCAAAGCAGUGAAGCAUUAUUGCUGCGUUCAUUAUGUAGCAUCAUAUAUUGUUAGGUGGAUAGAAUAAAACUGACAUGAACAUCCCCUGCCAUUAAUUAACAUUAAUGGCUUUGCAAUGUUGCAGUAUUAGCAAAAGCUUUUUAAGCAGCAACACCUUACAACUUUUAAGAGACUUACAUGAGAAAUAAUGAGAGCAUUGUCCUCUGCUUGUCAUGCUUAUUGCAUUUAAUCAGGUACAAACACUGACUGCCUGCUGUUUCAGUAGUUUGGUGAUUAAAGGUACAAAGUGCAUCAACAAAAUAACUCUUAACAAGUGAGAGUCUCUCCAGGAGUUACUCCAGCUGUCUCCAGCAGUAACUCUAACUAAAAUUGGACUGGUUAGUAGGACAAAAAGACACAAUUUUGGGGCAAAAUACAGCAGCAUUAUUUUUUACUUUGCAGAUAAGACAACUUUAUUGCUGCUCUUACGUUUAAACUGCUGGUUAAGAGUUUCAAUUCUUUUGGCCACUCGGGCAACGGAAACAAGCUGUGAACAAAACGUUGAAACACUAUCACUCUCUGUGUCUACCAAAUUAAUAUAAGUCCAAUAUUUUCUUCUUUUUCAGCUCUGUUUUGCUUACCAGUUAGUGGUAAGGAAAACAGAGCUGACUACAACACUUGACACAACACUUUUUACAUAACCAACAGACACAGAACCAACAAGUCCUCCAACCCAUACGACCACAUAGGUUGUUUGUUCUUACCCUCUAACCCUACCCUUCGUUUUAACACCAACCUAACCAUAACCCUAAAUUAGUGCCCCUAGCGGUGGCAGGAGAUCAAAACAUCCUUGUACCUAAACAUAAUGGUUGCAGUUCUAAACACAUUGUUAACGUGGUGAAACAUUGCAGUUCAAUUAGAUUUAGGCAACAAAACUACUUGGUUAGGUUUAGGAAAGGAUUAUGGUUUGGGUUAACAUAAAUAUGUUUGUGAUGUAUUUUCAGUUAAGUAGGAAAGUAACUUAACUUAAGUAGUCUACGUAACUUAACUUAUGUAUAUAACUUACGUGACUUUUGGUUUCAUACGGGAAACAAACAGCGGUCUCCUAGGCAAAGGUCCUGUGUUUCUUUGACCCAUCCAUCCAUCCACCCCAACCUCCUCCCUAUGUGGACACGCUCUUUAUACUAACCCCUGCCUUCAUCCUUUGCUCCCGUCAUAAUUUCUAUUACCACUAAAGGUCGCUGACACAAUAAAUGUGAAUAUGGGUCAUAAUAAUAAUCUACAAACAACAAACAAACAAUCUAUGGGGUCGUUUUUGGGUGGAGGACACAGAACACAGAACAAUGUUAGCAUUCAUUUGGAGAUGUUUUUCCGGCCACCUGACAAUUGUUAGUAUCAUGAUGACACACCACCUGCACCCUGUUGCAGUUGCAUAAUUGUGUGUGAACCAGCUGCACAAUAAGCUGCCUUAAGAGGACAUUUCAGUAGAUAAAACUACAAUCUACAGAUUUAAUACCGUUUGUAAAAUAUUUAUUGUCAUUAUCAGACAUUAGACAAAAAUCCAGUUACUUAUAUAAAGAAUUGAGACACAAAAAUAGGUCAAUGGACUCAUCUGGUCUCACUUACUAAAAACAAAUCAUUAAAUGAAGCAGCAUCACAACAUGUCGCUGACAGCUUGCGAAGAGAAAUGUGCUUGAGGGGCAGUUUGAUGAGGAGGUGGAGGUCACUGCAAAAACAAGGCAAAAGGAAAGCCAUAAAAUUCCGUAUUUAGACUAUUCUGUCUCUUGUGCAUUUUUAGGCAUUUCAUGGCAAUGUCAACAUCCUGAAGAUAGAAUGAUGAAGUAAAUUACAUUUGAAUCAAUAACUUUCUCUUUGAUAUUUCUGUCAGUCCAUAAUACAACAAUUGUAUACUUCCAGCGAGGAUCUGAUGUUUGCAUGUCAAUGCAGCUGGUGGCUGACACAAGUCCAUGUCAACAUUUUCCAAAUCAACCAAAAAUGUGUUCAUUGUUUGUUCCUAAAAAUACAUAACUAAACCAUCACCUUAAAAUUACACAGAACACCUCAUAAAGUAAAGUGUGUAAAAAACUGUGAGCAGUUAUUUCAAUGCAGCUGUUUAGCUGUUGGUGACCAUGUACUCUCUAGUGGUUGGUGUUUCAGACCUUACAACGCAGCUGCAUUCAUACUAACAUGUCUUAAUGAACUGAAGUUAUUUACUGUCGUUUCACAUUAUGGGCUUCACUAUUAGCUUUGGUAAUUUCAGUAUGUAGGAAAAAAAAGGGGUCAGUACACCUCAAUUAUAAAACCAAAACUAUUUUCACACUAUUUUCACUAUUUCUUUGGUAGACAGUAGUCGCUAUGAAAACAGCAAGAUUUAUAGAAAAGAGAGGUUCCUGUUAAACAAAUGUAACUUUUCACAGGUUUGAGCAACACAACCUCCAUUGUGCUGAGGAAGCAGCAGAUAGACAGAUACAGUAUCUCAAAACCUGGAUAUCAAAACAAUGUGAAUUGCUACUAGAAGUAAGGGAGAAAAUAAGUCUUUCUGUAAUUUGGGUGAACUGACCCUUUAAAGAUGCACCCACACAACAGCUUACCAUGGUAAGAGUUGAUAUCACUUAACAGAAAUAUUUAUAUCAUUUUUACUGCCUAUUUUUGGCUGUUGAUGUGGAAUUGACAUAUUUGUGAUCUUUUUUUCUCAGUGUUUGUCACUUAAUGCAACUGUAAAAUGUUCAACAAAAUAAAAGUGUAAUCAUGACGAGAAAGAAGCUAUAAGUGAGGCAUGACAGAGCUGAACCUACAUUGCGCUACAAUGUUUUAUCUGCUAUGGUUGUCACUUUUAUCUGUAUCUAGCCUUAUUUCUAUAGGUAUUUAUUAUUUUCUAUUGUUAUUUAUUGUUAUGCUGCUCCCCAAUAAAAGGUUAUUUACUAAAAA